This is a messenger RNA of Phalaenopsis equestris, 391 nucleotides long. Its product is annotated as vesicle-fusing ATPase-like. NCBI's taxonomy places the organism in Eukaryota, Viridiplantae, Streptophyta, Magnoliopsida, Asparagales, Orchidaceae. Gene Ontology annotation, cellular component: Golgi stack. Gene Ontology annotation, biological process: intra-Golgi vesicle-mediated transport; SNARE complex disassembly; Golgi to plasma membrane protein transport. The transcript is spliced from 5 exons. Gene Ontology annotation, molecular function: ATP hydrolysis activity; ATP binding. The annotation marks the transcript as partial. The record is from RefSeq and is a predicted model, not a curated record.
UGGUAAGACAGCGAUGGCGGCAACAAUUGGUAUCGACAGUGAUUUUCCAUUUGUCAAAAUUGUCUCAGCUGAGUCAAUGGGUGGUCUUAGCGAGAGCAGUAAAUGUGCAAAAAUUAUCAAGGUUUUUGAGGAUGCGUAUAAAUCUCAGUUGAGCGUCAUUAUUCUUGAUGACAUUGAAAGGCUGUUGGAUUAUGUUGUCAUUGGUCCUCGCUUUUCAAAUUUGAUUGCACAAACAUUGCUGGUCCUUCUAAAAAAACUUCCUCCAAAGGGGAAGAAUAUGCUUGUUAUUGGAACUACAAGCGAGGUUGGAUUUCUCGAAUCUAUUGGAAUUUGUAAUGCCUUUUCUGUUAUUUAUCACGUACCGGCGUUGGACAAGGCAGAUGCCGCAAUG